Messenger RNA from Punica granatum (pomegranate), 3896 nucleotides. The record is from RefSeq and is a predicted model, not a curated record. NCBI's taxonomy places the organism in Eukaryota, Viridiplantae, Streptophyta, Magnoliopsida, Myrtales, Lythraceae.
AAAACUGAUGCAGUCAACAUUUCAAGAGAGAUGACAAAAAUUCAACUGCACCCUCAUCUUCAUCUUCCGCUGCUUCACCUCCUCUGCUUUCUUCUCCUUCUUCUUCUUCCACUGAAGGCUUCCUCUCAGACAACCGAAGCUCAAGCUCUCCUCCAAUGGAAGAGCACCUUAACUCUCCCUUCUCCUUCUCCCCUUGCUUCAUGGACUGCUACCAACGUCCCCCGCCUCUGCAACUGGACCGGCAUUGCCUGCAACGUUGGCUUGUCGGUGUCGGAGUUGAAUCUCUCGGGCUUGUCCCUCGGGGGAACAAUCGAUUCUCUGAACUUCGCCGCCCUCCCGAACCUCACCCGCCUUGACAUGAGCAACAACAGCCUCGAGGGGUUGGUCCCAUCGGGCAUCGGCGACUCGACCAAGCUCGUGUUCCUGGACAUGGGCAGCAAUUUGUUCGAAGGCGAGAUUCCACCGGAGAUAGGAAAGUUGCAGCAGCUUAACUACCUCAGCCUCUCCAACAACAGCCUCAACGGGAGCGUUCCCUAUCAAGUGAGCACUCUCCAGAAGGUACGGUUUCUCGAUCUCGGAUCGAAUUACUUGGAGUCCCCUGACUGGUCCAAGUUCUCGGGGAUGCCUCUAUUGACGCAUCUCAGCCUGUACCUUAAUUCUCUCUCCAUGGGUUUCCCCGGCUUUAUCAUGGAAUGCCGGAACUUGACUUACCUAGACCUGUCGGACAACCAGCUGACGGGACAAAUUCCCGAAUCUGUGUACUUGAAUCUAGGCAACCUCCUCUACCUCAAUCUCACGACAAACCUGUUCGGAGGACCGAUCACGAACAUCUCCAAGCUCUCCAAGCUCAGAGAGCUCCGCCUGGGGAACAACAGCUUCAACGGUUCAGUUCCAGGUGACAUAGGAUCGGUCUCCGACCUUGGGAUACUGGAGCUGAACAAUAACUUCAUCGGUGGCCCCAUUCCUCCUUCGUUGGGCCAACUCUGGAAGCUGGAAAUGCUCCAUCUGAACAAAAACUCCUUCAACUCUACGAUUCCUGCCGAGCUUGGAUUUUGCUCUAAUCUUACUUACUUAGCCUUCGCCGAGAACUCGAUCAGUGGAGAGCUCCCGCUGUCACUCUCAGGUCUCACCAAACUGUCCAAGUUAGGAGCAUCUGAUAAUUUCUUUUCUGGCGAGAUCUCGCCGCAUUUCUUCGCAAACUGGACCGAGCUCGUGUCUCUGCAGCUGCAGAAUAACAACUUCUCUGGUCGCAUCCCACCUGAGAUCGGCCAGUUGACAAAGCUCACUCACCUUCUGCUGUACAACAACUCCUUCUCCGGCCCGAUUCCAGAUGGGAUUGGGAACAUGAAUGAUCUGCUUGCUAUGGACCUUUCCAGGAACAAGCUCUCAGGUCCGAUCCCCCGAACCCUGUGGUACUAUUCUAAGCUCACAACCCUGCAUCUCUUCUUGAACAAUCUCAAUGGAACGAUCCCACCCCAGAUUGAGAAGCUCACUUCAUUGAAUUUUUUCGAUGUGAGCGCUAAUCGACUCUCUGGAGAGCUGCCCGAGACAAUUUCCAAUCUCACCAAUUUACUAGUCUUCUCCGUGCACACGAACUAUCUCACGGGCAAUGUGCCAAUCGAGUUUGGGAAGUACAGCCCUCUGUUGACAGUGGUCAGCUUCUCCAACAACAGUUUCUCAGGUGAGCUUCCGCCUGAAAUCUGCAGCGGUUUAGUCCUUCAGGAAUUCACCGUUAACAGGAAUAGCUUUACGGGCUCGCUACCAGAAUGUCUGAGAAACUGUUCGGACCUGACAAGAGUCCGUCUUGAUGAGAAUAAAUUCACCGCCAAUAUCACCAACUUGUUUGGAGUUCAUCCCGGACUCAAUGCUGCAUAUCUCAGUGACAAUCAGUUUGACGGGGAAAUCUCUCCUCUGUGGGGACAAUGUUCAAACCUCACAGAUCUCAGGAUGGACGGGAAUAGAAUUUCGGGGAAGAUCCCUGUUGAGCUUGGGCAGCUUUCUCAGCUCGGCCUCCUGAACUUAGGCAAUAACGAGCUGACAGGAGGCAUUCCCGAUGUUCUCGGAAACCUAACCCGAUUGAACAGCCUGAACUUGAGCAGUAAUCACUUCACAGGUGAGAUUCCUAGGGAGUUUGGGAAACUAACAGAGCUCGGCUAUCUCAAUUUGUCGGGAAAUGUGUUGAUUGGGACCAUCCCCAGUGAGCUCGGAAACUGUAAUCGCUUGACGAGUCUAGACUUGAGCAAGAACAAUUUAUCAGGAGAAAUUCCACCCGUGCUUGGAAAAUUGUUCGACUUGAAGUACAUGUUGGACCUCAGUAGCAACAAUCUCUUCGGAUCGAUCCCUUCAAACUUGGACGAGCUUACGUUGCUAGAGAAUCUGAAUCUUUCGCACAAUGAUCUAUCAGGAACAAUCCCUCCCCUCUUUUCCGGCAUGAAAGGGUUACAGUCAAUCGACUUCUCCUACAAUGACCUGACAGGUGUAAUCCCUAGUGGCAGUGUGUUCCAAGAAGCUCCUGCAAGUGCAUUUGUCGGGAACGCGGGAUUGUGCGGGAAUGCGACGGGGUUGUCUCUGUGUAGUAGUGAGAAUGCGCCCAGCGGCAGAUCCAAGCGCAAUAGAAGAAUUUUAAUCGGUGUUCUUGUUCCAGUUUUGAGCUUCUUAGUCCUUGCAGCAUUAGUAAUUGUGGCUCUAAAACUCCGGCGCAAGUCCAGGCUUCUUGAUGAGGAGAUCAAAAGCAGCAAGACUAAUUCAGAUAAGUAUGAGUCGAUGAUAUGGGGGAGAGAAGGGAGGCUCACCUUCAAUGAUAUAGUGAAGGCGACUGGGCACUUUAAUGAGGACCACUGCAUCGGAAAGGGAGGGUUCGGGAGAGUGUACAGAGCCGAAUUGCCUGCAGGACAGCUUGUCGCAGUUAAAAGAAUUGAUAUAGGGGACUCUGUUGAUAUCCCGGCAAUCAACCGCCAGAGCUUUGAGAAUGAAAUCCGAAUGCUGACAGAGGUACGGCACCGGAACAUAAUCAAACUCUACGGCUUCUGCUCCCAGGGAGGGUUUGUGUACUUAGUUUAUGAGUACAUUGAGAGAGGAAGCCUAAGGAACGUGUUGAACGGAGGUAAAGCGGAGGCUGAACUUGACUGGGGCACGAGGGUGAGGAUCGUGCAGGGACUCGCUCAUGCCAUCGCAUACCUCCAUCAUGACUGCUCUCCACCAAUCGUUCAUCGGGACAUAUCAAUGAACAACAUUCUGCUUGAUUCCGACUUUGAGCCUCGUCUUGCUGAUUUUGGUACAGCAAGGCUCCUGAACUCGGACACAUCCAACUGGACCACAGUUGCGGGUUCGUAUGGCUAUAUGGCUCCAGAAUUAGCAGUCACGAUGCGGGUAACAGACAAAUGCGAUGUAUACAGCUUCGGAGUGGUGGCGUUGGAAGUUAUGAUGGGGAAGCACCCGGGGGAUCUUCUGGUGUCCGACAGCUCAAGCCUGCUGCUGGACAUGCUAGACCAGCGCCUCCCACCUCCGGAAGGGCAGUCAGCAGAGGAAGUGGCGUUCGUGAUAUCAGUGGGAUUGGCAUGCACAAGGAAGCAUCCCGAGUCGAGACCCACUAUGCGCUUCGUAGCUCAGGAGCUAUCAGCGCGAACCCAGGCUUGCCUGUCGGAGCCACUGGGCACCAUAACCAUCAACAAGCUAUCUACCUUUCAGAAAUAGGUAGAUUUCUUAAUCAAGGCACUUUGUUUGUAAUGCUACUAAUAAAUCCUUAUGUAGUGACAAGUUUGAUAGGCGCUCGCGUAAUUUUCUUGGCCUAACAAGCAGGUUAUGUGGAUAUGUACAGCUAUAUGUGACAUUGUAUAAUCUUAUUUCUUACAAACUACGCACACAAGUUUUGAAAGUUUCAGAGUUGUCUGCCCGAA